CCUCGCUUUCCGGCAGCGCGGCCCGGUGCUUGGCGGCAGCCUCCGGUGGCGGGGCCCGGUCGGCGCCAUGGACGUGGGGGAGCUGCUCAGCUACCAGCCUAACAGAGGAACAAAAAGACCUCGUGAUGAGGAGGAGGAAGAAAUCAAAGCCCGUCGGAAACAAGCCGGGGGCCGGGAGCUCGGCCGGCACCGGGAGGAGGAGUCUGCUGCGCUGGAGGACACUGAUGAUGAGAAGAAGAAACUUCUUCAGAUAAUGGAGAGGGAUGGAGAAGAGGAAGAGGAGGAAGAGGAACCUUUGGAUGAAAGUUCAGUGAAGAAGAUGAUUCUCACCUUUGAGAAGAGAUCUUACAAAAACCAGGAGCUGCGGAUCAAGUUUCCUGACAAUCCAGAGAAGUUCAUGGAAUCUGAACUGGAUCUGAAUGACAUCAUCCAGGAAAUGCACGUGAUUGCCACAAUGCCAGACCUGUACCACCUGCUGGUGGAGCUGAAUGCCGUGCAGUCCCUCCUUGGGCUGCUGGGACAUGACAACACAGAUGUUUCCAUAGCUGUGGUAGACUUGCUUCAAGAACUGACUGAUAUAGAUACUCUCCAUGAGAGUGAAGAAGGAGCUGAAGUCCUCAUUGAUGCUCUAGUGGAGGGCCAGGUCGUGGCUUUGUUGGUCCAGAAUUUAGAGCGCCUGGAUGAGAGUGUGAAGGAGGAAGCUGAUGGUGUCCACAACACGUUGGCAAUCGUGGAGAACAUGGCAGAGUUCCGCCCAGAGAUGUGCACAGAAGCUGCUCAACAGGGCCUCAUGCAGUGGUUGCUCAAGAGGCUGAAGGCAAAGAUGCCUUUUGAUGCCAACAAGCUGUACUGCAGUGAGGUGCUGGCUAUUCUGCUCCAGAAUAACGAUGACAACAGAGAAUUGCUUGGGGAGCUGGAUGGGAUCGAUGUGCUGCUUCAGCAGUUAUCUGUGUUUAAACGACACAACCCCAGUACAGCAGAAGAACAGGAGAUGAUGGAGAACCUGUUUGACUCCCUUUGCUCCUGCCUAAUGCUCAGUUCCAAUCGUGAUCGCUUCCUGAAGGGCGAGGGUCUGCAGCUGAUGAACCUGAUGCUCAGAGAGAAGAAGAUCUCCCGCAGCAGCGCCCUGAAGGUCCUGGACCAUGCCAUGAUUGGACCUGAGGGCACAGACAACUGCCACAAGUUUGUUGACAUUCUUGGUCUGAGGACCAUCUUCCCACUCUUCAUGAAAUCGCCCAAAAAGAUAAAGAAGGUUGGAACGACUGAAAAAGAACAUGAAGAACAUGUCUGUUCCAUCCUGGCCUCCCUCCUGCGAAACCUGAGAGGGCAGCAGAGGACACGGUUACUGAAUAAAUUCACAGAGAAUGACAGUGAGAAGGUUGAUAGGCUGAUGGAACUGUAUUUUAAGUACCUGGAUGCCAUGCAGGCAGCUGAUAAGAAGAUUGAUGGAGAGAAGCAUGACAUGGUGCGUCGGGGAGAGAUCAUAGACGAUGACAUGGAAGAUGAGUUCUAUCUGCGCCGCCUGGAUGCUGGUCUCUUUGUUCUACAGCUCAUCUGUUACAUCAUGGCAGAGAUCUGCAAUGCCAGUGUUCCCCAGAUUCGUCAGAGAGUCCAUCAGAUUCUGAACAUGAGAGGCAGCUCCAUUAAAAUUGUUCGACACAUCCUAAAGGAGUAUGCAGAGAACAUCGGGGAUGGGAAGAACCAGGAGUUCCGGGAGAGUGAGCAGAAGAGGAUCCUGGAUCUGCUGGAGAGUUUCUGAGGACUCGGGGGCCAAAUUCCAUGUCUGCCCAUGAGGUCAAGGCAUCUGGUUCUCCCUUCUCCUCCUGCUGCUGCUGCCACCCUCCUCCAGCCCUGAUUGUGUGAUGAAAGUGAUGUUUCUAUGAAACUGCUUCUAAAUGAGAUUUUGGAGAUAUUAAAGAUAGUUGGCUUUUUUUUAA
This is a messenger RNA of Apus apus (common swift), 1937 nucleotides long. RefSeq names its product catenin beta like 1 (gene CTNNBL1). Lineage: Eukaryota; Metazoa; Chordata; Aves; Apodiformes; Apodidae. The transcript is spliced from 16 exons. Bases 68 to 1759 code for a protein of 563 amino acids. Gene Ontology annotation, cellular component: spliceosomal complex. The record is from RefSeq and is a predicted model, not a curated record.